Calidris pugnax (ruff) is the source of this 2722-nucleotide messenger RNA. It is a transcript of the gene PGP, whose product is annotated as phosphoglycolate phosphatase. The transcript has 2 exons. The record is from RefSeq and is a predicted model, not a curated record. The annotation marks the transcript as partial. Gene Ontology annotation, cellular component: cytoplasm. Gene Ontology annotation, molecular function: sn-glycerol 3-phosphatase activity. Lineage: Eukaryota; Metazoa; Chordata; Aves; Charadriiformes; Scolopacidae.
GGCGCGGCGGCGACGCUGGGCCGUUUGGCGGCGGCGGGCAAGCGCCUCUGCUACGUGACCAACAACAGUAGCCGGACGCGUGUGGCCUACACCGAGAAGCUGCGGCGGCUGGGCUUUCCGCCCGCCGAGCCCCGCCACAUCUUCGGCUCGGCCUUCUGUGCCGCCCGCUACCUCCGCCAGGCCCUGCCGCCCGGCGCCGCCGCCUACGUGCUGGGCAGCCCCGCGCUCGCCGCCGAGCUGGAGGCCGUCGGUAUCCCGCACCUGGGGCCCGGCCCCGCCGCCCUGCCCGGCCCCGCGCCCGCCGACUGGGCCCAGGCGCCACUCGACCCCGCCGUGCGCGCCGUCCUGGUCGGUUUCGACGAGCACUUCAGCUACGCCAAGCUGUGCCAGGCCCUGCGCUACCUCCUGCGCGGCGGCUCCGACUGCCUCCUCGUCGGCACCAACCGCGACCACCGGCUCCCGCUCGAGGGCGGCACCGGCAUCCCCGGGACUGGCUGCCUGGUGAAAGCAGUGGAGACGGCAGCCCAACGCGAGGCGUUCAUUGUAGGAAAGCCCAACCGGUACAUGUUUGAUUGCGUGGUGAGCGAGUUCAACAUCGACCCUGCUCGUACCAUCAUGGUGGGAGAUCGGCUGGACACAGACAUCCUCAUGGGCAAUAGCUGCGGCCUCACCACCCUGCUGACGCUCACCGGGGUCACCACGCUGGAUGAAGUGAAAGGUCACCAGGAGAGCGACUGUCCUGCCAGGCAGAGCCUGGUUCCCGAUUACUAUGUCGAUAGCAUAGCUGACCUUCUCCCCGCUCUGGGGGAUUAAUAUAGCAAAAUGCUUGCAGCCUCUGCAGCGCUACCCCGAGGAGGGCCCCUGUUAAUCACCUUGUGACAGUAAUGUGCUCACUAGGAUACCACCCGGAGUUAGCAACCCUUAGCUUUUUAACCUUUCUGUCCUCCCGAUAUGAUUUUGUUUACAUCUUGGUCUUUAAAUGCACUUUGAAACAAAGAGGGCAUUAUGGUGUCACCCACGUCUUGUGGGCUUGGGGCUUUUUUUUAAAUUAUAAGCAACACAUCUAUCCAAAUGUUUGUGAUGCUCGAUGUCACGUUGUCCUCUGGACUGAGUUGAGGAAAGUAGAGCUGAUUGAUCUGAGGAAAAUAACCCCAUGUCUUGCGGUGUGUCCUCGCCUGGACGGGCUGUGGCUCAGUCUGGUUUAUUCAGGGAAAAGACUCUUGGAGUGUGAAGUAACUUAGCGGCUGUGUUUGGAAACGCUUGUGGUGGCUGGCGGAAUUACUGCUUGCCCUUAGGCUGAUUUUUUUUAUUAUUAUUUUUUUCUUUUCUGGAUGGGGUCCUGUUUAGCAGCGCAGCCCACUGCAAGCGUGACAUCAGGUGACAGAAGCUGAAAUCUGUCUCCUUUAUUUGACCAUUGCAAAUUGCACUUGUGAUGCAGAUUAGUGUGAUUCCACUCACAGAACACAAACGGUGUCUUCUGUGUACUGUAUUUGUCCAAGCGUUGGAUGUAUGUGUAAAGUACAUGUACAUACAAGAACUACCCCAAUCCUAAAUAUAUAUCAGAAUAUAUUUAAGAUAUAAAUUUAAGUAUAGUAUAUGAUAAUAUAUCUUGUGUCCCAGAAGGGAGGAUAGGAGGAAUGUACUGCUCACAGUAGGUUUAAUUCUCCUAGGCUUUUGCAUUUGGUGAUGCAGAAAGUCUGUGACCACAUAGGACGUCCUUCACUACUGCUGCUUCCCGGAAAUAACUGGAUUAGUACCCAGUUUGUUCUUGUACUUCCCUCAGCAUCAGAACAGCCGCUUGCCUUGGCUUUAGCUGCAGAGUCUGAAUUGGCGCUCAGUCCUGGGGGGAUGGAUGGAGCACACAGUACAGCUUUCCACUGAAACAAGCCUGUGAGCGUACUGGCUCUGUGUGACGGUGGCACGUGCUUCCUUUAAACACCUGAAGUUAAUAUCUUCCACGCGUGUCUGGCGCGGGGGCCUGGCACCAGUUGCCUGUCUGGAGAGGAGUGCUUGCUUGCUCAGGUGAUGAUUUCAUUUUGACCUUUAGGUGGGUUUGGGUGGUGCACGGCUCAGGCGACGGGGUAGGUUUUUGUGCUGGCUGAAUCGAAGGCCACAGUUGAAAGCUUUUGCGUUACAGAAUUAGGUGAGAAAUUAUAUAUGCAAAUAACAUGCUUUUAUUCAAUAGAUUCCACUAUCGGCAGAUAAAUUUAAGCACUGGCCUUCCUUCAUCUCCCACUGUUCAGCUGAACAGCUCUAGCAGUGUGUCGAUGCCAUUUCCUUCCACUCGGACACUCGAAACGAGUAGACUUGCCACCUUGUUUGUACAGCAAUAACCGUGCAGUUUGUAUUGUCUUUUGGAGUUACCAGAAUAUUAGUUGAUUUUGUAAAAGGGUGUUCCUUGGUAACCAGGGACACGGAUAAUCUCUUCCCUCUUCCUCUCUCCAGCUACAAGGCUUACACAGUCACGGAGAAAUGCUUAGAGGUAGAACUUUCACUUUAUCUGGGUAACGUGGAAAUGGACAUUAUGGGAUUGCUGCAGGUAGGGUCCGAAAAUGAUGUGUUCUUUGAUUCAGUUCCUGUAUCUGGUGCUUAUAAUUUCAGAAUAUGUCCAGUUAAGUAGUAGAUGCCAGGAGAGGCGUUCGGCCUCGUUCAAGCAGCGCGCUGUCCCUGACGAGCACUGGACAAGGGAACCAUUACCUCGAUUCACAAAUGCUGAAAUGUA